AUGGAUGACAGGAGCUGCUGUACACGCUUUUUCCACUCUUCAAUGGACACCUUCCGAGAUGGCGGUCUUCAUGGUUGGAUCACUGUGUUAGGUUUAUUUACAAUCAAGAUAGCGUGGAAUGUUAUUUCAAAAGGUCUUGGUAUGAUGUUACCAACCUUACAAGAACAGUUCCUCACUUCGACUUGGUUAAUUGGAUGGAUGUUUGCUUUGGUAGACGCAGGUAUACAAUUCUCAGGCAUCCUAGCAACUCCACUAAAAGAGAGAUUUGGCGCGAGAACCGUGGUGACAGUGAGUGGAUUGGUCGCAGGUAUCUCCAUGAUUGCUGCAUCAUUUCUACCCAGUUUAUACGCCAUUAUCGUAAUCCUUGCCGUAUUAACAGGACCGGCUGUCGGCAUCUCGUUCAUCGUAACGAAACAUCUGGUUGGAGGCUACUUCAGUCAAUCCAUCACAUUGGCCUAUGGCAUUGCGAGUUUGGGCGACUCAUUUGCAUUCGUGGCUGCUGUGCCUUUGAUACAACUCUUUCUAGAUAUCUACGGCUGGAGGGGAACUAUGCUACUACUUGGAGCUUUAUUCUUGCACCUUGCUGUCUGUGGAGCUCUAGUUAAACCAACUGCUGCAAGUUGCAGUCAUAAUGGUUAUGAGGCAGCUCACACGGACGAAGACCAAGAGGCCAUUAAGAACGACAAAGUGUCUGCGUUUGGACAAUGGUUUAUAUGUCUUGGCUAA
Asterias rubens (European starfish) is the source of this 726-nucleotide messenger RNA. RefSeq names its product monocarboxylate transporter 11-like. The record is from RefSeq and is a predicted model, not a curated record. The coding region runs from base 1 to 726 and encodes 241 amino acids. Gene Ontology annotation, molecular function: monocarboxylic acid transmembrane transporter activity. NCBI's taxonomy places the organism in Eukaryota, Metazoa, Echinodermata, Asteroidea, Forcipulatida, Asteriidae. Gene Ontology annotation, biological process: transmembrane transport; monocarboxylic acid transport. The transcript is spliced from 4 exons.